AUGGAUAUCCCUCCGCAUCUUGCUGGCGGAGCUCCGCGCCGGCAUCGUCGUCCGCUUACGGUAGACGAAGCUCUCCAGUAUACGCCGCUGUCUUCUAUCCCGCCAUUUGGCCCAGGUGCGCUUCUGGCACCUACACCCGGCAUAAAAUCACUUAAUGCUCUCGACUCUCCUCGCACGCCCACUGUACGCCCAUCGUCUACCCCUGCUCAGCCUAGCAUUUUGCCUCGUGAUCCGAAGAUGAACCAAGAUUCUACACCGAUUAUACAAGUAAAACCUCCGACUGCGGAUUCAUCAGUAAAGCCGGGAACAACGCCAUCGAUUGUACUGCCCCAGCUCUCUCCUACACGCCAGACCCAAUACCAGACCUUUCCAGAUGUCGAUGAGUCCAUAAAGGCGGAGGCUCAAAGGGCAAUGAAUUCCAAAAGCGAGCAGCACAUCGAAGCGCCGAAGAGUCAAUUGUUUGCAAAUGGUCCGGACUCAAGAGCUAGAUCUGAAGCAUGCAUUCGGCAUGCUCAAGAUCUAAUGUUCACAAUCUUUGAAGCAGAAGACCGGUUACAACCUGACACAUCAGGACUCACCUCAACAGACGAUUUCCGUGUUUUCUUGCCAAUGACCUAUGGCGAGUCCGAUGCUGCCAUAAUUUCCCCUGAAAUUCAGUCAAAACUAGAAAGUGGAAUCCAGAAAGUAUCGACCCUUCAUCUUCUUCACGAGAUUCCUGUGGAGCACCUGAGUCGCCUUCAGAAAAUCUGUGAAGGGGCCCUGGGACAUGUCGAUACGCUUAAUUUGAAGCUUGAAGAUGGCGCGGGUGCGGACGAGGUAGAAAGAUUUCUACAAAAGCUGGAAAUAGCUCAAGCUAUACUUCGUUCGGCAAGGCUGUCGUUGAGGAUCUUGACUGGCGGCCGUGAAGAGAAGCAGCUCUAUGCUGAAGGACACUUACAGAGCGUCCUCAACUGUCUGAAGAAUAUUUUGGAAACCUGUGUGGUGCCUGUGGUCGAAAUGCGAAGUUCAGGGGAAGCCGCUGACAAUUUCAAGGCUUUAAGCUCACACAAGAAGCAAAUUUCCACUUUGUUGCAUCACUGUGGCAAAGUACUCACGCUACUCGCCGAUCUUUUGGUCAAGGUCGAAGUCUCUGAGCAGAUCGUCACAAUGGCCGAAUUCAUGGCGUCCGCAUUGAUCUUUGUCGAGAAUGCGCCAAACGAGAAGGAGUCUAUUCUGGGGAUCCAGAAGUUUGAGCUUCUGAGGCGAGUUGGCAUGGACGUGCUUGCAAAGAUAUUCUCCAAGUAUCCAGACCAACGAACAUUUAUCUUUGACGAGAUCUUGUCGUCAUUGGAAAAGCUCCCUGUGACUCGCCAGAGUGCGAGGCAGUAUAAACUUGAUGAUGGCAAAAGCAUUCAAUUAGUCUCGGCUCUUAUUAUGAGACUGGUUCAAUCAAGCUCCACCGCGGAUUGUUCAGAUCAACAAGGAAGAAAAUCUCCGCUCAAACUCGCUCGGGAUGACAUCGAUAACGAGGAUUCAUUUGCGGGGCGGGACGAAACGACCUCCGGAAAGAUGAGAACUAAUCCAUCCAACGCUGUCGAAAGGUUGAUUGAUCUGGCCCGACCUUUGCAUGACAAUGCUUACAAUAACGCGCACUACGUAAUAAAAUACCUUGUCCAACGAGGGCAGACGUCAAGCAAAAGCGGGGAUCAGCCGUAUCGGAACCUUCUGGAUAUUUUUACCGAAGAUUUUGUCAUCGUCCUCAACUCUGUUGAUUGGCCAGCAGCGGAGCUACUACUUAGAGCAUUGCUAGUCAAUAUGAUUAGUAUUUCAGAAAGUGAAAAGAGCUCAGCCCCUGCUAAAAACAUGGCACUGGACUUGAUGGGUUUGAUGGGCACAGCUAUAUCUGAUGUUAUUUCAUCAACAAGGCAAAUGGCUCGGAAUUUGGAAAUCAAUGAUCUGCCGAGCGAAGUUGAUCUUGGACAGCUCGCCGAAGAAGCACUGAAUGGAAAGCUCCAGGUGGUCGAUCUCCUUGGAUGGAAAGGACCUUACAGAAUUGCGCUGGAGCACCUGAGGUUGGUGGAUAUCGGCGAGCAUCAAAAUCAGAGCAUCGGCUUUCUCCUGAUGCAAUGGGCAAAGUCAUUAUGGACUGCAUUCGAAUUGCUGGACGAGCAUGAUAGAGAAGAGAGCAUGGGUGAGACGUACGGUCGCAUAGCUUUUCAUCUUGAGCAAUCAAUACUAGAUAUAACGCAUCUGUAUGAUGAAGGUGACCGAGAAAAUCAGCCAUCGGGUCGUGGCCGUCUCGCGUAUUCUACAGCUCUUCUUAAUAUGCCAUUUUGCAAACUCUUCGAUAGGGUUCUUAGUAUUUUACUGCGAUCAAUGAGCAGCGAUCAAGCUACCGUCCGAAGUCGCAGUCUUAAAAGCAUCGUUCAGCUUUUGGACAAGGAUGCCACAAUACUAGACCGCGGGGCCUACGUAAUGCGCCAUAUCCUUGCUUGCGCGAUGGAUAAAUCACCUCUAGUCCGAGACUCCGCCAUCAGUCUCUUAGGCAAAUGUCUACAGCUGAAACCAACCCUUCAUGACGAAAUAGUUGGUGUUCUCCUUCCUAGAACGGGUGAUCCCGCCAUUGGAGUCCGAAAGCGCACCAUGAAGCUUUUGAAAGAUAUUUAUCUUUCUAGCAGUAAAGGCGAAGUGAAAGUGGUCAUCGCGGACAACCUUCUGCAACGAGUUAAAGACACAGAAGAGAGCGUAUGCGAACUUGCUCUGCAGAUUCUCGAAGAAGUUUGGAUGUCACCUUUCUACAACCUUGCCGAGGGAACCGAAACCUCCGUUACCACUCCUUUGUCUCUGCGAGACCACGUUGCAUUAAUAGUCAACACUGCCCAACGCGGAGAUGCUGUUUCGGCUGUUCUCGAAUCUCUUCUGCGGAAUCUCCUGCGCAGAGAGGCGAAGAACUCUCAAGCGAACAAUCGAGUCUGCAAGAUCAUAGUCAACAAUAUGUUUGAUAAUCUUGUAGACAGUGGAGACUCGCCAGAGAAAUUGAACGGGCAGUCUAUUUUACAGACCUUGACUAUUUUUGCCAAGGCCAAUGCAAGGCUUUUUGAUGCAGAGCAACUGGAGCUGCUACAACCCUAUGUGGAGAACCUUUCCAACUGUGACGACCUGGUCGUUUACAGAUCAAUCAUUGUCAUUUUUCGCCAUACGUUCCCAUUCUUGCCUAGAUUACAACAAGGUUUCCUCAAGUCUGUUCAGGACGCUCUUCUAAAGAGCAUUUCUAGACUUGGCAAAAACGAGCUUAAAGAAGUUGUGCCAUGUCUUUGGACGAUUAACGGAGUUCUACGUAAUACUGACAGACUGGCGAAACUUACCAUUUCAUCUAUAAAACAGGUUCAUGCUGCAAAGGCGAUAAAUUUCGCGGAUGCGCAGCAGGCGAAGGCUUUGAUCAGAGUCAAGCGAUACAUGAUGAUAUCUGGUGCCUUUGGACAGUAUUGCAACUUCGAGAAUGACCCUAGACUUUUCAAAGAGUCGUUUCCAUGGUGGAAGGGGACCUCGGUCUCUGGGCUUCUUGUCGAUAUCCUGACGCCAUUCACAAACCCAAAGCAGCCACUUGAGCUUCGAAAAUCCGCGCUGGACAGCGUCGGUAUGAUCUGCCAGGCCUGGCCGAGAAAUUACCUCAAAGAGCAAGUGAAUAGUGCUUUUGAGAUAGUUUUCGCUCAGGGCGACCGAGAACUCGAGGAAAUCGUUCUGCGCAGCUUUAAAGGAUUUCUGUUGAAAGAAGAACAACGAUCUGAAGACAAUGAAGAUCUCUUUGGUGGCGAUGGCACGAUGUUAGAGGGAGGCCGACUCGAGAACUCGUUGGUGGCUGGUGAGAAUGAUGGUGUCUCUACAUCUAUCGCACAGCGAUUUUUAGGGAAAGUUCUCCGGGUAGCACUUGCAUCCCAGGACGGAUACGCUUUGAUUGCAGCGGAAAUUCUUGGAAGCAUCAAUCGGCAAGGCCUUGUCCAUCCGAAGGAACUGGGCCCAACUUUGGUUGCCUUGGAGACAUCGGGCAACGCUGCCAUUGCCAGUUUGGCUUUGGCAGAGCAUCGAGUCUUGCAUAGCAAACAUGAAAGUAUGCUCGAAAAGGAAUACAUGCGAGCUGUAAAUCAAGCGUUCCUCUACCAGCGAGAUACUUUGAAAGACUUAUCCGGAGCAAGAAGCAACCCAUGCAGCGCGAAGCUUAAACCCCUCUUCGAAGUUAUCAAGACAGGGAAUGGCAAGCUCCGGAGGAAGUUUCUGUCUAAUCUUUGUGCAAAGCUGAACUUUGAGCCGGGCACGUUAGAGGUGAAGGAUACAGCCCCUGUGCAUCUACAGUUCGUGAGGUUCGUUGUUGAAAAUAUUUCCUUCUUCGACUACGGACGACUCGAUGAGCUACAACUCGUCGUGGCUUGCCUGGAGAAAAUUGUUGCAGGGACAGGAGCGGGUGUGGCUCACGCCAUUGAGACUGAUGUGCUCCAGCUGGUGAACAACGUGGCCGGUAACGGGAUAGAAGAGCCGAAGGCCAUUGGUGUUGAGCAGUCAAAGAAUCUUCAAAGAUUACAGCAGCUGACUGCUGCCGCCAUGAUUCUUUCAUUAUUGUGGGAGACCAGGACCUUUCUUCGCCGCCUCUACGGUCUCCAAUCGAUAGAGAAACCGCGCGAAAGCAAGGGUAAAGGCCAAAGCAAGGAUCUCACCAAAGCUCCAAUCAAGACACACAGUGCCAGCGGGGAGUCAUACUUAAGCCAGGUUGUACAAAUUAUGGCAAGCUUAGAGAAUUCUGACUCAAUGUCUGAACGAUGCAAGCGAUUUGUCGCGCUGUUGUCAAUCGAUGACGAGCUAAAGGUUGCUGCGGAAGACGAAGAAGACCUUGACCCAACGGCCAGACUAGGAACGCCAAUUGCAGAAGAGGAAGAUUACAGUCCUGCGCCUCCCAGUGCAGACUCAAGAAGCUCCAAAAGGAAGGGAUCCUUCCUCGCGGACUCGACACCGAAAAAGGCACGGAGAGGCUCACGGCCCUCCCUUGCCCUGGCUUUCUGUGGUCUAUUCGUCAUCUUUAGCGGCACCAUCAUUCUUGCUAUUAUCAUCUACGAUGCGAUCCAGACUCGGGAAGAUUUAACUCACGCUGACAUUCCGGUGGCCGAAAUGGCUUUGAAUCCUCGCACGGGUGGUCCGAAGAAUCUACCCAUUGCCGAGAUUCUGGUUGAUGACGAAGAUACCCCUGACAUGGUUAAGCAGAAAGACAAGCCUAGGCUUGUCAUUCUGGGCAGUGGCUGGGGCAGCGUCGCGCUGCUGAAAACCCUGAAUCCGCAUGAUUACCAUGUUACCGUUGUUUCUCCGAUCAAUUAUUUCCUGUUCACGCCCAUGCUUCCUUCAGCCACAGUCGGUACUUUGGAACUGCGCUCUCUCGUAGAACCUAUCCGUCGCAUUGUCAAGCGGAUACACGGGCACUUCCUUAGAGCGCGCGCAGAAGACAUCGACUUUUCCUCGAAGCUUCUAGAGGUGUCACAGUUUGAUGAAACUGGGAACAAGCGGCACUUCUACCUUCCGUAUGAUAAGCUGGUGAUCGCAGUUGGUAUUCGAAGCCACAUUUUGAACACUUAUGAUGAAGCCCUUUCACGCUACGCUGAAGAACGUUUUGCCCAUGACGAUGUGCAGGUGAUGACGAACUCGCGCGUCGAGGAGGUCAAGCCUGAUCGAAUCAUCUUCACGCAAAAGGAUGACGAUGGCAAGAUUGUGAGAAAAGAACUUCCGAUGGGUUUUUGUCUGUGGUCGACUGGCGUCACGCAAACGCCCUUCUGCAAGAAGAUCAGUGAUAAACUUGGAGACCAUCAGCAAAACCGUCACGCUCUUGAAACUGAUACACAUCUCCGAUUGAUUGGCGCCCCAUUGGGCGAUGUCUAUGCCGUUGGUGACUGUGCCACCGUUCAAAACAACGUGGCUGAUCAUCUUGUUACGUUUUUGCGCACGCUUGCAUGGGAAAAAGGCAAGGAUCCUGAGAGCAUGGAACUCUCAUUUGGGGAGUGGCGCAACGUCGCAUCCCGAGUCAAGGCCCGUUUCCCUCAGGCUGCCGAUCAUUUGCGACGCGUCGACAAGCUCUUUGAGCAAUACGAUCUGGACAAGUCUGGCACACUCGACUUUGGCGAGCUCACAGAACUAUUGAAGCAGAUUGACUCCAAGCUCACGUCUCUUCCUGCCACCGCUCAGCGCGCUCACCAGCAAGGUCAAUACCUUGGUCGCAAAUUCACAAAGAUUGCACAUGCUGCCCCUGGUAUGAUGCUCAAUCAGGUGGACUAUGGUGAUCUUGAUGAAGCCGUCUACAAGGCAUUCGACUACAAGCACUUGGGAAGCUUGGCCUAUAUUGGCAACGCUGCUAUUUUUGAUAUCAACGGCCACAGUUUCGGUGGUGGACUGCUUGCUGUCUAUCUCUGGCGCAGUAUUUACUUUGCCCAGAGUGUCAGCCUGCGGACCCGUAUCCUGCUUGGUAUGGACUGGACGAAGCGUGCCUUGUUUGGAAGAGGUAAGUGUCAACGGUUUUUAAUCCAUCAUCACCCUUGA
This is a messenger RNA of Xylona heveae TC161, 6549 nucleotides long. RefSeq lists its product as hypothetical. The record is from RefSeq and is a predicted model, not a curated record. Lineage: Eukaryota; Fungi; Ascomycota; Xylonomycetes; Xylonales; Xylonaceae. Gene Ontology annotation, cellular component: Scc2-Scc4 cohesin loading complex. The transcript has 8 exons. Gene Ontology annotation, molecular function: chromatin binding; calcium ion binding; oxidoreductase activity. Bases 1 to 6549 code for a protein of 2182 amino acids. Gene Ontology annotation, biological process: establishment of protein localization to chromatin; replication-born double-strand break repair via sister chromatid exchange; regulation of gene expression.